AUGGAAAGAACUAUUAUCACGGGAAACAGGAGUCAUGAUGAUGGCUUGAGGACGAUCAAGACUGCAACUGUUGAGAUAACAGGUGAUGGAUUUGUUGCUUCGGGUGUAACUUUCCAGAAUGUUGCUGGACCAGAAAAGAAACAGACGGAGGCGUCGUUAAUUUAUGGGACUGUGGAUUUCAUUUUUGGUGAUGCAACGGCUGUGUUCCAACGUUGCAACAUAUUCGCUGGGAAGCCACUCGAGGGACAAUCGGACACUGUCACCACCAGUCCAGGAGGCUUCGUGAUCCACAACUGCAUGAUUAGAGCAACUUCAGAAUUGAUUGCAUCUCAGUAUCUUGUAAAAACAUACUUGGGUAGGCCUUGGAAAGAUUUUUCUAGAACUAUUGUGGUGCAGACUUACCUCGAUAGGAGCAUCGAUCCUCGGGGAUGGAUGGAAUACGAUAACAGAAGCUCUCACUUGGAUUUAUAUUAUGCCGAAUACGAUAGCAGAGGUCCAGAAUCCGGCACACAUGAUAGAGUGAAAUGGAAAGGAUUCAGGGUGAUUGACUCCGUUAAUGCUUCUCAAUUUACAGUCGGGAAAUUUAUCGAUGGUGACAAGUGGAUUCAAGCGAGAGUUCCAUAUAAUUCGAAUCUCGAUGGUGACACAUGGACUCCAGUUACUGCAGGUCCAUAUGAUAAAGAUCUCAUAUACUUGCCUGAUUCUCUCGGACAGUGUUAA
Molecule: messenger RNA, 720 nt
Organism: Hibiscus syriacus
Lineage: Eukaryota; Viridiplantae; Streptophyta; Magnoliopsida; Malvales; Malvaceae
Product: probable pectinesterase/pectinesterase inhibitor 41
Exons: 3
Coding region: 1-720 (239 amino acids)
Biological process (GO): cell wall modification
Molecular function (GO): pectinesterase activity; pectinesterase inhibitor activity
Source: RefSeq, a predicted model, not a curated record